AUGUCUGCCAAACGGAAGCGUAACGAUCAACGAGCUGAGCGUGAGUCUCUGGCAACUAAGAUUGAUUCUUUUGGGGACACCAUGCCCGUUCCUUGUACCGAGUUUACUCGGUUAAAGCGGGCCAUCGAUCAGACUAAGUCCGAGGAGCAGAUGGUAUUAGAUUUGCUUCAGAAGAAUAUGAGUCGUCUUCAACGUAUGCGCAAGCAACGAGAUUUGUUGCGUCGUCGGGGUAGCUUGAUGAUUUCCAAGAAGGCGAAGACUGUUGAGGACUUGGAAGAGAUUGAGCGACUCGAGGCUGCUCGCGAGACUAGGGAUGCCGUUGACCCUGAGAGCGAGGGCUGUAAUCGGCAUGCAAAGCGCUUGCGUGGCGAGUCCUCAGCUAAUACCGCUGCGGGUCCUGCUGAUGUGGGUUCCCCCGGGGCUGGUUCUACUGCGCCUCCUGAGACGUCGGAGCCGGUGGAUUUCGCGCGGAUGCCUGCCUUCUGGGAGGUUGAUCCGUUUCCUAGCGAAUUUGAUGUGUCGGCUUUAGACGGUCUGGAUUUCGGCGGUGGAAUUCCUUAA
Molecule: messenger RNA, 561 nt
Organism: Aplosporella prunicola CBS 121167
Lineage: Eukaryota; Fungi; Ascomycota; Dothideomycetes; Botryosphaeriales; Aplosporellaceae
Exons: 2
Coding region: 1-561 (186 amino acids)
Source: RefSeq, a predicted model, not a curated record